AUGUGUAUAUGUGCCGGUCAUAAGCGCCAUUGCCGCCUGAAAACCACUCAACUUCGCUACGACACGCCGUAUUCCAACGUCACUCAUCAUCAUCAAUCGCAGAGAUCGAUGCGACUGCUUAUCCUCGCUUUCGUGGUACCCUGCAUCCUGGCCGUCAUGGGCGAAAAGUUCAUUGUCGAGUUCGGCAGCAGCAAGGACGAAGACAGAGAAGCCCUCAUCACCAAGUUGACCGCCGACGAGAGGACCAAAGUCGUCAAACGUUUUGAUCACGUGGUCUUCUCCGGCGUCGUGAUCGAGACCGGUAACCACAACCUCGACACUCUCCGGGCCAUCCCGAAUGUCGGCAAUGUGUGGCCGUCAAGGAACGAGGGGAUGCUAGGGGCGCUUGGCGGGUCGCAGUCAUGAAGGGGCAAAGUGAACAGAGCA
Molecule: messenger RNA, 426 nt
Organism: Colletotrichum destructivum
Lineage: Eukaryota; Fungi; Ascomycota; Sordariomycetes; Glomerellales; Glomerellaceae
Exons: 2
Coding region: 1-405 (134 amino acids)
Source: RefSeq, a predicted model, not a curated record